This is a messenger RNA of Engraulis encrasicolus (European anchovy), 2461 nucleotides long. It is a transcript of the gene lztfl1, whose product is annotated as leucine zipper transcription factor-like 1. NCBI's taxonomy places the organism in Eukaryota, Metazoa, Chordata, Actinopteri, Clupeiformes, Engraulidae. Bases 194 to 1090 code for a protein of 298 amino acids. The transcript is spliced from 10 exons. The record is from RefSeq and is a predicted model, not a curated record. Gene Ontology annotation, biological process: negative regulation of protein localization to cilium. Gene Ontology annotation, cellular component: cytoplasm.
UCCAAACACUGUUAGAGAUAUUUCCAGUUAGCUCAGAGUUGGCUAUCAGCUAGUUUCUGGUCGCACUAUAACACAGAGGAAGGAACUGAAUGCCUUUAUCGACAGUCUGUCUACAACUAAGUUUGAAGCUAUACAAGUCUGCGGAAGCUGUUUUGUAUUUCGAGCUGUUUCGGUAGUGGGCAUACCAUACGUGAUGGGGGAUUUUGGCUUCAAUGAACAUCACCAAAAUGAAGUGGUCAACUACAUGCGCUUUGCCCGUUCUAAGAGGACCCAAAGAUUGAAGACCAUAGACUCCUGUUUCCAAGACCUAAAAGACAGCAGGCUGGUGGAGGACACCUUCACGGUGGACGAGGUGUCUGCCAUGCUGGACGGGCUGCAGGUGGUGGUGCGGGGCGAGGUGGACACGGAGCUGCUCAACAUGGCCCACACCAACGUGCUGCUGCUCCGACAGCUCUUCUCCCAGGCAGAGAAGUACUACCUGCGCCUGCAGUGCGACAUCUCAGAGCUGGAGAACAGGGAGCUACUAGAGCAAGUGGCAGAGUUUGAGAAGGCUGAUUUUAAGUCCGGCAGUAAGACAAACCAGGAGGUCAGCAGACCAAAGUUGGCCCCACUGAAUGAGGGAGGAGUGUCAGAACUUCUGAACAAGGAAAUCGGAAGGCUCCAGGAAGAGAAUGAGAAGCUGAAAUCCAGAUUACGGACCCUUGAGUCCCAGGCCAUGAGUGCGCUGGACGAGCGCUCCAAGGCGGAGAGAGCCUUGAAAGACCUGCAGGUGGUCCAGGGGGAACAACAGCUUGCGGUGCAGUCACAGGAAAUCAGUAGCCUGGAGGACACGGUGGCCUCGCUGCAGGCCGAGUUUCAGAAGUCUCUGAGCGCCAAGGAGGCCUCUCAACGCGACCUCCAUGAGAACCUGGUCUCAGCCAAGCACGACCUGCUCAGAGUACAGGAGCAGCUCUCUCUGGCCGAGAAGGAGUUGGACAGGAAGUUCCAGGAAACAGCCGCGUUCCGCAACAUGAAAGAGAUGCUGUCCAAAAAGAACGACCAAAUCAAAGACCUCCGACGACGCCUACAGAAGUACGAGACAGAUGAUUGACUGGGUGCUACCACAGCAUCAUUGAAGGACACCCAAGAAGGAGCUGACACAUCUUCAAGUACUCUCAGCAACGUCUUCUUGUCGGAGCCUUUACUCCAAACAAACUCAUUUUUGUCUGUCUUAUGACUGGACUUGGGACUUUGACUAGGAGAAACAAAGAGAAGGGCUUGGUAUUUGAAUGGAUGUGCAGUUUACCAGCCCACCCACCCCCCAACCACACACACACACACACACACGAAUACACACACACCUCCAAUUCCUGAAAUAUUUUAGCACAUCUAAAUCUCCCCCCAGCAACUCUGCAGCUUAACUCUUCACGAUCCUGCCUAUUACGCGAGCAGCUUUUUUUCUGGUGAAAGGACACUAUGGAAUGCACACUACAGCUCCUACUCCUCACACUACUCAGUACAUACUACAUACUACACACUACACACUAGACACUGCACACUGUACACUGUACACGGUUACAGUACUGUACAGCACACUACACUAUGCACAUUCACAACACUAUAGUAAAGUGACAACAUCAAGGAAGGUGGAUCAUAACCACAUUUUCUCACAAAACUUUGGGUUUUUAUGUUUUUUUUUCUGUAGUUGACACUACAGUUACAAUUUCAGUAACCUCCUUGCCUCUAUGUGACUCUCUGCAUUGCUUGUGCACUAUUGAACUGUACAGCGCUUUGCAAGCACUAUCACGCCACUUGUAGGGGUAGGGGUUGUUAUGAGAAAGCUUCUGCCCUCAAACUCUUCUACCCCACCUACUCAAAGACGCCAUCACACUCCCAAAUCACCACACACACUCACUCACUCACUCUCACACACACACACACACACACACACACACACACACACACACACACACACACACACACACACACACACACACACACACACACACACACACACACGACUGGGGAUAGCUUAGCCUCAAGUACCAUUUGACAUUUUUGGAACAUAUUUCUUUUACACUCAUGUAUUGAGACAAUCUCUUGUGAGGUUUUUUUCCACUGUCACCUAAAAUUUACUCUGCUGUAUAUUUUCCGAUGGCAUGCUUAUCUGUUACAAAGAUUGAUCAUAGUUUGGCUCUGCUAUUUCUGUCAAGCAGUUGGUACUGAACACAUUCCGAGUGGUGAAAACAGUUGUUUACAUUUCAUUGUAUAUGUUUUAUUUUUCAAAUCUUGUUCGGUCAUUUCAGGCUUUGAUUAUUUUUGGGGGAACUCAUGUUGAUCUAUUGUCUUCUUGUAUUGUAUUUCUGCAACGACCUCAACAUAAAGCCUAUUUUCUUAUUGAUUAUUACAUUCAUGCAAUCAUUUGUAACUAAGAUUGAUUGUUUUAUGAUGUAGUGAAUAAUAAAACUCAGCUUCUAGUCGA